Messenger RNA from Galendromus occidentalis (western predatory mite), 3963 nucleotides. Its product is annotated as protein patched. Gene Ontology annotation, molecular function: hedgehog family protein binding; hedgehog receptor activity; smoothened binding. Gene Ontology annotation, cellular component: plasma membrane. Gene Ontology annotation, biological process: negative regulation of smoothened signaling pathway. The record is from RefSeq and is a predicted model, not a curated record. Lineage: Eukaryota; Metazoa; Arthropoda; Arachnida; Mesostigmata; Phytoseiidae. The transcript has 8 exons. Bases 1 to 3963 code for a protein of 1320 amino acids.
AUGAGCUCCACGAGCAACGAUACACUGUCAAAACUUAUCACCCGGCACACUGUCGACGGUGUCGAGUUUGAUCUCCUGCAUAGGACCAGCUGGGCCGAUGCGUACACAGCUUACAGAUGCAUAAAGAAGGAAAAAGCCACUGGAAACCAGGCUUCCCUCUGGGUUCGGAGUCAGCUACAGAGUCAUCUUUACGACAUAGGCAGUGCCAUACAGAGGAAUGCGGGGAAAAUUCUCUUCGUCGGACUUCUCGUUUUGGCGGCAUUCUGCAUAGGACUGAAAUCUGUCCACAUCGAAAAUGAUCUCGAGAAGCUUUGGGUCGAAGAGGGAGGCCGCGUUACCCGAGAAUUGGACUACAUCCGAGCCAAACUCGACGCCUCGCCGGCGACGUUCUCGGAUCAAAUCCUUAUCCAGACGCCAGUCGCGGGAGCGAGUCAGAACAUCUUGCGAGCAGACAAUCUUCUAUCUCACGCUCGCAUGCUCGAGCUCGCACUGCAGAUCGAAGUUGAGCUUUACGACUACGCGUGGAGUCUAGAGGAUAUCUGCGUGAAACCCAGCGUGCCGCCCACGGGACUGUACUACGUCGACGACAGGCUCGAGAAGUUGAUGCCCUGCAUAAUAAUGACGCCUCUCGACUGUUUCUGGGAGGGGUCGAAACUCUUGAAUCGAAGAAACGUUCCGUACGCCGUUCUCGGCAACGAUACCCAGUACCUUCGGUGGACGUACCUGAACCCCGUCCAGCAGCUGAUCGACGCGCAGAGUCAAUUCAAUGGCACCGAAUUUCCGUAUGAUCUCAUGCAGAAGUACAUUUCACGUGCUGGUAUCGGCACGGCUUACAUGGAGCGACCCUGUCUGGAUCCCAGCGACCCGAACUGUCCGAAAACGGCGCCGAACGCCAAGUCGAAAACCCCACCGUCGACGUCACACAUCGGCGCAGCCCUCACGGGAGGCUGCUAUGGCAUCGCUUCGAAUUACAUGCACUGGCACGAGGAUCUCAUUUUGGGUGGAAUUCAGAAAAAUCGCUCGGGGGUUAUCGUCAAGGCCGAGGCCCUGCAGAGUAUCGUGCGGAUCAUGGAAGACAAAGAGGUCUACGCGCAUCACGCCGAUAGCCACAGCCAAGUGAACUCCGAUUGGACUGUGGAACGCGCUCGCGAGGUGAUCAACGCGUGGCAGAAGAAAUUCACCGAACAGGUGAUGAAGAAAGCGCAGGAGGGCGAGAAGAAACAGCAGUACAACGUGUUCACGUUCAACGCCCUGAAGCACAUCGUUAGCUCGUUCAGUAAACCGAACAUCAGCGGAUUGAUCAUCGGUGCCGUUAUCGUCGCCGUAUACGUGUGCUCAGUUCUGGUGAAUUUUCAAAAGCCCGAACUAUCUCAAGCGUUCGUUGGCUUCAUCGGUGUCGUGGUCGUUGCCCUGAGCCUCACUUCGGGAUUCGGCUUUUGCGCCCUGAUCGGACUGACGUUCAACGUCAUCUCGACGCAAGUUCUGCCGUUCCUGGCGCUGAGCCUUGGAACCAGAGGCAUUUUCCAGCUGACACACACCCUCAACAAGAUAGUAUCCAGCGGAGCCGUUCCUCUAGAGGAACAAACCGGCGAAUGUCUGAAGCGUACGGGAGUGAACAUCGUCUUGUCGAACACCGCCACGAUUCUGGCCUUCUUCGCUGCCUCCCUGAUCCCCAUCCCAGCCCUGAGGGUGUUCUCGCUCCAGGCGGCGAUCCUUCUGACUUUCUCCCUGGGUAGUGUCCUAUUCCUCCUCCCGGCCGUGUUCAGUCUGGAUCUGCAGCGGAGAGCUUCGCGACGUCUGGAACUUCUGUGUUGUCUCAAAGCUUCGGAACCGAACCACGAAACGCUAGACGGAAGGAACGACUCCGCUACCGAGCUGGUGACAGGUCAGCCGGUGCGCGUCAGGGACGAAGCCUUCGUUAAACCAACGGUGUCGGUGAUCUCAAUCGAAGAGAACGACGAGAACGAGCUUCGACUUCGAAGGCAACGCGGCAUCGACGACGGAUGCUUCGGCUUCUCGCUCAGUAGCUUCGCCUCUGACGUUUAUGCGCCGCUUGUUCAUCAUCCCGCAGUGCGGACGCUGGCUGUGCUCUCGUUCAUCGGGCUGUUGAUAUUCGGAAUGUGGGGUGUGACGCAUCUCGAAGACGGGAUGCAACUCAGUGACCUCAUUCCCAAGCAGAGCCACGAGUAUGAAUACUUGAUCAGGCAGGAGAAAUACUUCAGGUUCUACAGUAUCUUCGCCAUCACUCAGGCGAACUUUGAAUAUCCAGCCAAUCAGCGACUUCUGCACGAGUACCACUCCGCCUUCGCUCGCGUGGGCAACAUAGUGAAGAACGACGAUGGAGGUUUGCCCGACUUUUGGCUGUCGUUGUUCCGGGACUGGCUCCUAGGCCUUCAGAAAACCUUCGACGAUGAGCUCCGCCAAGGCUUUGUCAACACCGAAGGCUGGACAGCGAACGCCACCACGGAUGCUGUGCUCGCCUACAAGCUCCUUGUGCAAACUGGCCGAUCCGACAACCCCAUCAAUAAAAGUCAAAUUUUGACGAAUCGUCUCGUCGACAGAGACGGUAUCAUCGACAAUAAAGCUUUCUAUAACUAUCUGACCGCGUGGUACAACAACGAUCCCCUGGCUUACCAAGCGUCUCAGGCCCAACUCGUCCCUCAGCCUCCGCACUGGGAUAUGAUCGCCCGGUCGAACGAGCUCAGGAUCAAGAAAAGCUCAGCUAUCCAGUACUCACAGCUGCCAUUUUAUCUCCACAAUCUGAACUCGACCAAGGAAAUCACUUCAGUCAUUGCGCAGCUGAGAGCGAUUUCGGAAAAGUUCGAAGAUCGCGGGCUGCCAAACUUCCCCACCGGACUGCCGAUAGUAUACUGGGAGCAGUACCUCAAUCUGAGAUUCUAUAUGAUGCUCGCGAUCGUCCUGAUCCUGGUCACUGUAUUCAUCAUCAUCUCAUCGGUCCUUCUCAACCUGGCCGUUGCCCUGACGAUAACCGUUGUCCUGGCGAGCUGCGUCUGCCAGGUACUCGGCGUGCUUCACGCUCUUCACAUGACCCUGAGCGCUGUCCCGGCGGUCCUGGUCAUCAUGAGCAUCGGCAUGGGAGUGGAUUUCAUGCUCCAUCUGACGAUGGCUUACCUGACGGCUCUCGGAAAUAAAACCCGCCGGGUCAGCAUGGCGUUGGAAUACAUGUUCGCCCCAAUGGUGCAUUCAGUCAUCACCACCCUGCUAGGCAUCGCGAUGCUGGCGUUCUCCGACUUCGAGUUCGUGAUAAGGCAUUUCUCCUAUCUACUGUCGGCGAUCGUCGUCAUCUACUCGUACAGCGGGUUCGUUGUACUCCCCGUUCUGCUCAACCUCGUGGGACCUCAAGGAGAAUUGAUCCCGCGGAAGAAUCUCAAUCGGAUCGAACCUCCGACGCCGCGGUCGUCACCGAUAUUGAAGUCUCGGAGCUCUUCCCGCCGAAAAUCCCGGCCCGACGAUCUGUCCAAGCGGAAUAGCAGACGCGAAGCGCUCGCUGCCAGAUCUGAUUUCUCGCUAUCAACAAUCACCGAGGAACCGUCCUCUUACCAAUGCAGUUCCCCCGAGCCGGAACCGGCUAAAAUAGUCGUCGAGCCAGAAAUAACUGUCGAAACGACGACAACCACGACGAACAUGUGCAACGGUACUGUGACGGCAUCGGCGACGACAUCUGCCCCGAGUCCGAUGCCAUCAACGGCCUCGAGCGGAAUCGAUAGUCGGACCGAUAGUCCCACGGUCGUUACGACGACGGACGUCACUCCGAGCGGUACCAACGUAACCACUAAAGUCACAACCACAGCCAAGGUCAAAGUUGAAGUUCACGCUCCAAUGCCUUACGUGCACCACGAUUAUUAUUGGGCUGGACGGCCUCCAAGCCGUCGAAGUUCGCGCCAAACGUCCGAUUUUAAGCGGCCGGCUGGUCAAUACGCCGAAUUCAAUAAGUGCCGGUAA